Messenger RNA from Vicugna pacos (alpaca), 960 nucleotides. The record is from RefSeq and is a predicted model, not a curated record. Lineage: Eukaryota; Metazoa; Chordata; Mammalia; Artiodactyla; Camelidae.
AAGUGCAGAGCUGAGGAUGCUGGGGGGCUUCGAGUACCAAGGGGGAGAAACAAGGACCAGGUCAGAGGAAAGGAUGCUGCUAAAGGCAAUCUCCAAGGUGACUAUUCUGGGGGUGAGGGGCCCCCAGCCUUCACUGGCUCUGGAUACAGGGCCAUGAACCAGGAACAAGCAGUGGCUUCUGCCCCCUGUCCAGAGAUCAAGCCUCUCUUCAACCAGGGAGAACUCUUCCUGCUCAACAGUGGGGAGGGAGAGGAUUUGGCCAGCCAGGGCACAGCCCCUGCAGGGAAGCACAAAGUGGGUAUCAAACCAUCUUCCUGGCAGGCCCAACCUAAACUCCAAAGAAGCCGACAAAGGGACAAAGGAGCAGAUCCAGGCAAGGCCUCUGGCCUGACUCGACAGCUCCGGGACCCACAGUCCUUGGAUGCUCCCGUGGGCCUGCCCUCUGCCUGCCCCUCUGUCUCACAUGGCCAAGCCCUCCAAGCUGCCCCAGCUCUGGUGGAUGUUCCCUCUGCCCUCACCAUCCUGCCCAAGAGGCCAGUUCACAAGAAGAGCCAACGACUGCUCCUGGAGUCACUUAUGCGGCGGAAGAUUGCACACCUGAAGUGGGGCUUCCCCCAGCAGAUCCUAGAGUCCUAUUUGCUCUUUAACUUCUUAGGACCAUGCCCACUGCCCCUUGUUGGGCUGAGGCUCUCUGGGUUACACACAUCCUGUGAGCUGCAGGGCCAGCAGGAAAAGCGUUGUGAGACCCAUGGUUUGAGGCCAGGCCCUAAGUCCCUAGAGAGGUCCUGGAGGGCUUGGUUCCCAGAAAGAAAAAGUGUAAAACUUCCCACACAGGCCAGAGCCCUGGAGAAGCAUAGACCAAACUGGUCAGAACCAAUGGGCACUUCUAUCCAUCCUGAAAAGCCUAAGAGAACACCUUCAGCUUCAAAAGGAGUCUCCACUCUGCUGCAGCAAGGCUGA